UAUCCAAUCCGCGCCGAGUAGGGGCGGGGCUAAGAGGGAGAGUGUGAGUGUCUGUGGGUGUGUGUUGGAGGAGAAGGAGAGAGAAAGUGAGGAGAGAAGUUGUGUUUAGACUCUCCGGAGCGCUUUUAUUUACUUGUUAUCCGCUCUAUAACACAGUUACAGUGCUAUUGUACUGUAUAGUGCUCUAAACCGCAGCGUUCAGUUCAGUUUUACUGCGGAACCUCUGAAGAGGCAGUUCAGCCGGACUGUGGAGUAAAGGCGAUUCUCCGCGGACUGAGAGCUGCUGCUGCUGAGUUUCCUCGCUUGUCUGCAGCAGCUCGGCCGGACCUCGCGUGUGAGUUGAACACGGAGGGUGUUCUGAUCUUCCCGGCGCUCGUGCACUGCGUCGUCUCCCGCUGUGAGUGCUGGGGACUGCUGCGCUCCUACCGGGAGCACCGGGAACCGCGAGUCUGUUGCCAUGGCUACUGAGGACGCCACCUCCGUGAGCUCUAUGUGAACCAAAUGAACAUAUUCUCCUGAAAUUCAUCACCAACAACCAGGAUAGACAAAGAGCAAUGUUAACCUGCUGAAAGAGGUGAAGCAAAAGCCGUCCAGAAGAAUCUUCAGAACACACAGAAACAGUUUGAUACAUUUAACAGACAAAUGAAGACAAGUCCCAACAUGGAGAAACAUCAGCACUCUGCCAAGAGUUUUACUAAACAGAGUAAUCUCAAAAACCACCAGCGCAUUCACACAGGAGAUAAACCGUAUCACUGCUCAGACUGUGGGAAGAGUUUUACUAGACAGAGUAGUCUCAAAGUACACCAGCGCAUUCACACAGGAGAGAAACCGUAUCAAUGCUCAGACUGUGGGAGGAGUUUUACUAAACAGAAUACUCUCAAAAAACACCAGCGCAUUCACACAGGAGAGAAACCGUAUCACUGCUCAGAUUGUGGGAGGAGUUUCACUCAACAGAGUAGUCUCAAAAACCACCAGCGCAUUCACACAGGAGAGAAACCGUAUUACUGCUCAGACUGUGGGAGGAGUUUUAAUAAACAGAGUAAUCUCAAAAAACACCAGCGCAUUCACACAGGAGAGAAACCGUAUUACUGCUCAGACUGUUGGAGGAGUUUUUCUGAACAGGGUAAUCUCAAAAAACACCAGCGCAUUCACACAGGAAAGAAACCGUAUUACUGCUCAGAGUGUGGGAGAAGUUUUACUCAACAGAGUAAUCUCAAAAUACAUCAGCGCAUUCACACAGGAGAGAAACCGUAUUACUGCUCAGACUGUGGGAAAAAUUUUAGUCAAAAGAGUGUUCUUCAAAAUCAUCAGCGCAUUCACACAGGAGAGAAACCGUAUUACUGCUCAGACUGUAGGAAGAGUUUUACUACACAGAGUGAUCUCAAAAAACACCAGCGCAUUCACACAGGAUAGAAAUCUAUCCCAAAUCUGUUUCAAUUAAAAGUGCGAAUCCUAAACCUUUCAGAACACCUUAUCCUACACAAAUGUUUAACUUUAUCCCUUGGGACACGUUCUACCAGAAAACUGAAUUUAACAAUGGGUUUUACAGGUUCUGCAAAAUGAAUCUUAUCCAGGGAUGAUGUUUAUUGAAUUCCAUGUUAUGUUUACUUGUAUGUUAGAUGUUCCAGGACAUUCUUUGUGUGACACAGCUCAGUGCUUAGGGUAGUUACUGUAGGAGUUCAGUUCUGAAGAAGGGAAAAAACUUAGGGUGUACUCACACUAGGCCCGGUUUGGUUGAAUCGUGCCGGAGCACGGUUCGGCCCCCUCCCCACUCCCCCGCAGGCCUGCACUCACACUGCGCUAAACGAUCCGUGCCCGAGCACGCUUUCGUCAACAGGUGACUUUUGUUUUGAAGAACAGUAUGCGCGCGCAAAACAAUGGAGUUCAGGAUUGUACUGUUGUUUUUGUUUCUCUGGAGUCGUUUUGGGCGUGCAAAUACGCAACUGAACCAGAGAUUCAUUGAUUGGGAAACACAACGAUUUACUGCUAAUCGUGCUGCACGUGUAAGAAGGUUUUUACACAAGCAGCAGACGUCCAGGGAGAAAUUUGCAGCUUUACUCGCGGACUGCAAUUCACGUUCAUCAGUAAGGUAAGAGACGUACUUGCUAUAUACAUAAAUAGUGACCAAAGGAGCGAAACAUAAAACUCAAGUAAUAAUAAAAUGUGUUUGUUGUUUAGGACUUGUAGAUAGUAGUCCUAAUUUAUUAUGGGUAACACUAACCAUUAUGGUGCUCUUUAGAACCCUUUUCAAAAAUAUUACAUGCAGAAUUGUGUAUAAAACGUCCUCCGUUUACAGUAGCGUCGCAUCACUGACGUCAUCUUGAUCCGUGCCCGGGCACGGUUUGCGCUCACACUGCAUCUGUACCGUGCCCGGGUCCAAGUGAACCGUGCUCGGGCCCACCUCUCCAAGCGGGCCCGGGCACGGUUCAGCGUACCGUGCCCGGGCACGGUUCGGAGCGAUCACACUAGCCAAACGAACCGUGCUUUGGGAGGUAACCGUGCCCGGGCACGGUUCGGAUUGCCUAGUGUGAGUACACCCUUACUCUGUAAAAUUUAGAUGUCAUAGUUGUUAGGAGUAGAGAAGGAUUAUUAGCUUGCAACUAAAUGUUUAGGACCAAAUCUUCAGAGCUUAUGAUUUGAAUGCUUUUAAUUUAUUUUCAAGUAUAUGCAGAUUUGAUUAUUUCUAUUAAUUUCUAGUAUCUCUGUUUUCACUCUGUGGAAGCCGUCCUCAGUUCCCCAAGCUAAGCAUAGCUUAUCUUAAUGCUAUUUACUGCUAGACCCAUCUGUAUGAAAGAAGAAGUGAAAACACCACCUGAGGAACUCCAGAGAGAGUGCUCUCAAAAGUGAGACCCAGAUCCACAAAGAGACGACACUGUGCUGGGUACUGCUGUGUGGACCGGAGGAGCAUCCAGACCCCGCAGAGAGGCCAACAACAUCCUUUACAGAGGUUAAAUAAAACGCUCAAGCUGUAGUUCCCAUACUGAAAUCAACCCACUCCAGGUUUGUGUAGCGCAGUAAGGUUGCAGGCUCAUUCACUCCCUCUGCUGGUGUUCUCAUUUGUCUAUGGUUCAGUCGUUCUGAUUAAAAAUCUGUUACCAUAGAGGGACAUUUGGUUGUUGUAUUACUCAAGUUUUAUACUCUCUUAUGUUUUCCUUAUUGAAUAUUGUAUGUUGCUGAAGGUUUUUUAAUCUUCAAAUUUAUUAAGAAUAUCCUAAUCAUUUAGUUUCUUAAUUGUUUUUAUCAUCUACAAACUAUUAUCUUGGUAUUGCUUCACCUCUAUAUUUACUUAUCUGUGUGUUUUAAUAAACGUCUUUUAGAUUGCAGAUCUGCAAUCUCAUUGUGUUUUCUCAACAUAUGUUUGACAUGAAACCUAUAGGCCUGAGAUUGUCUUCUGUUAUUACUUGUUAAAUACCCAAAGGCGCCCAGCAAAGAAAUCCAGUGUGAAAUUGGAGUGAAACAUAAAAGUCAACGUAAGAUUGAAAUUCAGAAAUAUAUAUAUUUUUAAUGGUUCAGGCUUAAAAGGGUUAAAUAUACAAUUACUUCCAAAGGUAGAGUAGCAUGUGUUUAACUUGUAUUCA
Molecule: messenger RNA, 3578 nt
Organism: Astyanax mexicanus (Mexican tetra)
Lineage: Eukaryota; Metazoa; Chordata; Actinopteri; Characiformes; Acestrorhamphidae
Product: zinc finger protein 239-like
Exons: 2
Coding region: 643-1413 (256 amino acids)
Biological process (GO): regulation of transcription by RNA polymerase II; central nervous system development
Cellular component (GO): nucleus
Molecular function (GO): RNA polymerase II cis-regulatory region sequence-specific DNA binding; DNA-binding transcription factor activity, RNA polymerase II-specific
Source: RefSeq, a predicted model, not a curated record